AUGGAGGAGAAAGGCCACGCAAGUGUUUACGGAGCGCCAUUCGCAGGAGGAGGCUUCGACUUCUACAAGUUUGUCCGAGAGCCGCAGACCAUCGUGCGGCUCCUCAGCCUGCUCUUCGCUCUGGUGGUGUUUGGGACCAUUACAAACGAGGGCUACAUAAACCCGCCCACGUCGAGCGAGGCGCGCUGCAUGUUCAACCAGAACGACUCGGCCUGUCACUUCGCGGUGGCCGUAGGAGUCAUCGCCUUCUUGGCCUGCGGCAUCUUCACGGUGUUGGACAUUUACCUGCCGUUCAUGAGCAGCGCCCCCGACAGGAAGUACAUCGUCAUGGGGGAACUUGCAUUCUCAGGGCUGUGGACCUUCCUGUGGUUCGUAUGUUUUUGCCUGUUGGCCAGUGAAUGGUCCCGGACUCACGUCACCCUGGGGAUCCCGGUGGAGGCCGCACAAGCCACUAUCGCCUUCUCAUUCUUCUCCAUUGCCACAUGGGGCAUCCUCACGUACUUUGUGCUGGUCCGGUAUCGACGUGGGCUGCUGGAUGUGAACCUCCAGACUGAUGCCCCCCCAGAUCAUCACACCCCCUACCCCCCGACAUACUCCCCUACAUCCUACAGCCCCACCCCAUACAACCCCACCACUUACUCCAGCGACCAGCCUGCCUUUGUGCCAAAUAUACAGCCCACAGUGGAUUCUGGGUAUCAACCGCCCAACUAUUAA
This is a messenger RNA of Knipowitschia caucasica, 714 nucleotides long. NCBI's taxonomy places the organism in Eukaryota, Metazoa, Chordata, Actinopteri, Gobiiformes, Gobiidae. The record is from the annotation of a GenBank genome assembly.